AUGGAUGCCACCAAAAACCCUAAUCUUGAACCAUUAUCAUCAUCUUCUUCUUCUUCUUCUUCUUCACAAAAGAGAACCCAUGAAGAUUUAUGUGUUAAGCAACUACUACAACAACCUCAUGAUGAGGCUGCUGAUCACAAGUUGAAGAGAAGAAGAAGUAGCACACCACCUGCACCCGAGCAACCCGAAGCAGCAGCAGGAAAGGUGGAGAGUGGACGAGAGAAGUUGAAGAGACACCGGGUUGAGAUGUCGGGUCGGGUAUGGAUACCGGAUAUAUGGGGACAAGAGGAUCUGUUGAAGAAGUGGAUAGAUAGCACUGUUUUUGAUUCGUCUGUAGAGAAGAGUAGCAUAAUGUCAGCAAGAGAAGCUUUGAUUCAAGAAGGAAGAUCAACCUUAAGCAUAGAGAAUAGUUGUUGA
Molecule: messenger RNA, 417 nt
Organism: Helianthus annuus (common sunflower)
Lineage: Eukaryota; Viridiplantae; Streptophyta; Magnoliopsida; Asterales; Asteraceae
Product: protein BIC1
Exons: 1
Coding region: 1-417 (138 amino acids)
Biological process (GO): blue light signaling pathway
Source: RefSeq, a predicted model, not a curated record